GCGUGCGCAAGCGCAGCGGCGGAUCCGUUUUGGCGGGCGGUUGGCGUUGCGCAGAAGGCGGCGGUGGUUCCUUGUGGUCCGGCCUCUUCGCAGAGGAACGGGGACAAGGUUAGGGUGAGAGAACGCUCUCAGUCCCGGGAACCGGGUGGCCUUAGUCCUUCAGGUGAAACAUCGUGCGCUAUGGGAAAGAAAACCAAGCGAACAGCCGAUAGUUCAUCUUCAGAGGAUGAGGAGGAGUACGUCGUGGAGAAGGUGUUAGACAGACGCGUGGUUAAGGGACAAGUAGAAUACCUACUUAAGUGGAAAGGUUUUUCUGAGGAACAUAAUACCUGGGAACCUGAGAAAAACCUGGAUUGCCCUGAAUUGAUCUCAGAAUUUAUGAAAAAAUACAAAAAAAUGAAGGAAGGUGAAAACAACAAGCCUCGGGAGAAAUCAGAAAGCACCAAGAGAAAAUCCAGCUUUGCCAACAGUGCUGAAGAGAUAAAGUCAAAAAAAAAGAGAGAGCAGAGCAAUGAUAUUGCCCGGGGCUUUGAGAGAGGACUGGAGCCAGAAAAGAUCAUCGGGGCAACAGAUUCCUGUGGAGACUUAAUGUUCCUAAUGAAAUGGAAAGACACCGAUGAAGCUGAUCUGGUCCUUGCAAAGGAAGCCAAUGUAAAAUGCCCACAGAUUGUGAUAGCAUUUUAUGAAGAGAGACUGACGUGGCAUGCAUAUCCUGAGGACGCGGAAAACAAAGAGAAAGAAACAGCCAAGAGCUAAAGCAGGGGUGGCCUCUGUCAUUUCUCUUUGUAUAUAUAACACAUUCACUUCCCCACUGCCUCCCCUUUCCCUUCUAGCCCCACUACCCCUUCUGUCCUAAACACAUCCAUAAAAAAAAAAAAUGUGCUUAUUACUGUGCUACACAGAAGAAAUGUUGGUAUUGGUUCUCAUAACAUAACUGAUGGUCUGAUUCAUGAUGUGUCUCUAGUGAAGACCAGCCAUUUACAUACUGUGUGUAAUCCACCCCAUUCUCCCUUUGCCCUGACUCUUUCCUUCUCUUCUCACCGACUCCUACCCCAUUCUUCCCCCCAAGAUGAUGUUUAGCUUUUUAAUCAUCUUAGAGUCUUGAUCUUUUUCAGGAUUGGAUUUGAGGGUUUUGUUACAAUGACGAUCAUUUUAGUUAUUUGCUUUGGUUUCAUUCAGUGUAUUGAUGACCAGCAGGCCUCAGAAUUGAGGUGUCGGGAUAGGGUGGGGAAUUCGGGAAAUUUUGCAGGCUAUACUUUGCCUGAUUUUUAUAAAGCCACUAGCAACUUAGUUACCUGCUAGGCUUUCCCCAGCCCCAAGAAUACAGUGUGCCCAGUGAGGUCAUGUGGACCUUGCUCCCUAACCUCCCAAUAGAAAUACUUGGGGCCCUGGAAACAUUAUAAAAAUAUUUCUUGAAGUACCUCGGACCCCUAAACUCAUGUCUUUUAGCAGGCUUUAUUUGCAAAAAGAGUCCAAAGUGACAGGAUUGUUAACAGUUUGACUUGUUAGCUGUAGUGCAUGUGGAUGGGGAGGAAAUCUAGUUCAUUUCUUUUUGUUAUUAACAUGAGGUGUGUAUAUAUAUAUAUAUAUAUAUAUAUAUAUAUAUAUAUAUCUCCCUUUUAUCUGGACUGUGUAUUUAUGUAAGUGUGAGUGACUACCUGGUGCUUGUGCCAAGAUCCUAGGUGUUUCUCUCUCUCCUUCCCCACUCUUUUCCCUCUUUCUUUCUCAUCUCCCUUCUUUUCCUCUUCUCUCUCCAUCACUGCCAAUUCUUGUAGCCUCCCAAAGCAUUCUUCUUAACUACCAAAGAGGCUUCAAACCAUUCCCCCAACACACUUUGUUCUCCUUACUUGCUCUUAGGGAAGCUAAGUCUCUUAUACUCCCCAUUCUCUCCACACACCAUCAUUAAAGUGGAUAAAGGGAAAGCUCUCUGAGAAGAGCCAUUGGCUACAGCACCAACUAUGAAAAUGUAUCAUAUUUAAGGUUCCAGAUAUCUUCACUUCUUGAUUUUGGCCUCCAUUUGUACAUUUUCUUAAUUUUUUGAUGGGAUUUCCUUACUUUUCUGGAAUGUGGCCCUAGUAAAGAACUAGCUGGGCUGAAGGUGGCUAGACAUUUGCAUCUUGACACAACCUCUUGUUGAUCUCCCCAUCAAAAUAGAUUCUUUGAUUUCUUGAUGUAGUGUGAUUGUAUCCUAAUCCUAUCUUUCUCUCCUUCCUCUCAGGCUAAGAAAUAGGUCAUUUCUUUUUCUCUUUGUGGUUGGAGUUUAGCAAAUCAUGUAAAGAAAAGGCAAGAAUUUAGGGAUUGUAAACUACAGUCCUACUUACAUAGAAAUAUAAAUAAGUUUAGAAUUAGCCUUAACUCCAUAGGAUCAAUUGCCCCCUGAGACUGGUUUUUGUUUUGUACACACUUAACUCGGUGGAAAGAAACAUUCUACCAUUGCUAGAAUGUUCAGAGUAAAGGGAAAUAGAUAUAUUUCUCUAAUCUAUAGAUUUCAGAUCAUAUGCAAAUCAUGCAUUUAAUCAUAGUGUUUGUGAACUCCUUUGCCUAGCAAUUCAGCUACUGGCUUGAGUUUUGUGCAUUUUAAAAAAUUAUCAGACACAAUACUACACUGCUCUGUAGAGAAGACAGGUGUUUCUUUCUAUAGUUUAGACAGGCAUGAUGGUGCUUGAGUUGAUCACCAGAAGGUGUUCCCCAUUUAUGGCACUGUGAUUUAGUAACAUGAAAUUCUCUACCUUCAGUGAUUAGAAGAUUUUAAUCUCUUCUCUCUCUUUGUUUCUAUUUAACAGCAAAGACCUUAAACAAUUUAGGCACAAGAACAAUUAAGAGUUGAUCAUACUUGAUGAAAGGAAAAAAGAGAAUUGGUAGAUACCUGAGGGCAUUGAUUCUCCUACUCCUUAGUUAGCUGGAAACUGGUAGCACAAAAUCUUUGAGUAGGUAGGCUACUUCUGGGCCUGCUGUUGACAGCAACAGUUGUCAAGUGGUCUUUUGAAUGAAAUUGAACAGCUUAUGUGAGACCUAUGAAAAGUUCAUUGUAUUCUGGUGUUUUUCUUCUGACAAAUGAUUCCUAGGUCAUGCACUGCUCCUCACCACACUAAUUCCCACCUUUAUCCUCUGUCCUAUCUAUUCUUUUGUCAUCCUUUGGAUACCAGUGCCACACUGGAUCUUUGCCAGUACUGCUUUUACCUCCAUCCCUAUAUCCCCCCCAUCACAGUUAUCUGUGAUAACUUUUUUCAGGAAUGUAGGGGGAGGCCUUAGUCCCAGGCUGGGUGACUGACUUCACCCUCCCUUCCCUCCCUCCUUUUAUAUAGGACUGCUGUCAAAGUUUUAACAGCAGAUGUCUGCCUAUCAUCCUAGGAAUUCUUUUUUCUUUUUUUUUUUUUUUUUCCUUUAAAUAAAACAGCUGAUGUAGGCUUUCUUGGUCCUUGAGAAAGUAGAUUCAAGUAGGACCGUGUUUCUCUGGAACCCUGUGCCCUCAGAACAGUUAAUAGCUGUGGUUUAAAUAUUUUCAUGCCCAGGUCUUAGAGAUUAAAAGUAUUUGUUGGACUCUGAAAUUAUCAUCCAAAACCUGUGAUCGUUUCCAAUAAGUUCUAAAUACCUAGUCUCCUCCAUAGUCUUCAGACAAACCAAAUGGGAUAAAUUUGGAGGGGAGUGGGGCAGCCACGGAUAAGCAGAUUGCCCUCAUAUGGCAAUCUUAAACUGUCCAGCUGCUGGGAAUAUCAGCAGGAAUAAAAUCAAUCUCCUUUUCCCCCUUUUAUACAGAAAUCCAGUUCUAUCUAUUUUAGGAAGCUGCUGCUAUCUUCAGAUUAUCUUAAAUCAGAGAAAUUCCUACACUCUCCUUAUGCUCCUUGGCAUUUUUCUUUUUUUAUGUGUUACGUAUGUAACACAUUAAAAGUCAUUUAAAAUCAUUAAAAGAACAGUUCAUGAAUUUAAAAAGUAAAUUUCAUGUGAAACUAUGAGUAGCUGUCACUAGACCAAGUGAGCUGUGCCCAAUCCCUUUGGUCUGGUUACAUGAUUCUGAUAAAGAGGAUCAUGGAGGUAGCUCCCAAUCUAGGGUGGGACAGAUCCUGUAAUCAUUCAGGACCACUCUCAAUCUAAAUGCAUGUUCUUAGAUUGUCAUUAAUGAUAUGUUUCAGGCUUUUAAUUGUUUGCUUGAUGAUUGAUAACUGGGAACCUGUUUUGUGGGUGGCAGUUGUGACUGGCAGAGGGUUGAGAUGUUGUCAUAGGUCUCUACUACUUUGUGAAACAGAUUCACUGAUGUGUAUGGCAUGACAAGAACAUUGUGUCUGCCAGAACUUUGUCGAUUCUCUUCCAGAUAUCAGAGUUGGCAUUUGAGGUGCCAUAUUAUCCAUCUUUGCAGUUAAUAUUCCUAGAACUGAGACAAUAUCCUAAAUGGAUAUUAUGUCACUGUAUAGGGGCAGAAACUUGGUAGCACUAAGAAACCAUCAAUGAGAAAAUGGAUCUCCUUUUUCCUCUUAAUUUGCUCAUUAGUAUUAGUUUUUGCAGUCAAUGUAAGCCCCAAAAGAUUGGUCUAGAUCUAGAAGUUCAAGUUUGACUGGUGUUCCUUCAAAAUCGAGAGAGGGAUCUUCUGAUGGAAUUGAAGUGCGCUAGCUUGAAUCGGCAUCUCUCUUGGUUCAAUUUCAAUCAGAUGUUGGUUCUUUCCCUGCAGAUGGAUUAGUUAUGAAACCAUGGGUGAAUUAUACACUGUGUCUUUAAGGUCCACCUUCCUUGUACUCUUAACUCACAUCUUUAGAAGGAUCUCAACUUUCUUUCCUAUUCACUUUUACACCUUAGAAGCCCACCCUGCUGUCAUCUCUUCUCAUCAGACCAAAUCAUAAAGACUUGGGCAUGCAUAAACACAUGUGCCAAAUGCAUUAGGAAUCAUUCUUGUAUUUUUCUUGACCCUGAGGAAGCGAUGGAUUUUAACCACUACAGUUUAGAGUAAGUGUGAGUUAAAUGGUAGGACUGGGUCCCUCCAAAAUGUGAUAAUCAUUCUUAAUCCCUUGGAUUUGGAUCUUUAUGGAAAUCUGUCUGUAGGAGAACAUGAGUCUAUAUGUUUAUGCCAGGCAGGUGGUUGUCUAAAGAUCUAAUAAGGGAGUUAGGAAAGGGACUUGUUAGAGGAGAAGGAUUGUGGUAUAGAGGAGAGGCAUUUCCUAAUUGUCUGAGGGCUUAGGUUUUGGGUUAGAGGAAACUAAAACUAUUUUGCCAACCUUGCUAGAGGGUUGUCUAGUCCACCUCUCAGGUUAAAGGAAGCUUCAUGACAGGUGUGUCCCAUCAUCAUAGUGACUUUAUUCUCCCAUUAUUAGGACAAAUGAGUAGUGGUUUAUGUGCUUCUCAGAUUACAGGUCUUUCCAUUUGUAGCCCUGCCCUAAAUUCCUGGUGGUCUGGAUUGAAAGCUGCUGCUGGAGUGCAUUUGGUAUGCAUUCUCCUUUACAAGAAGACCAAGCUCAGUCCCUUUGCACAUUUGUAGAGAAAUCCUUUACAUUUCUGAUUUUGUGUGUUCCUUAAGGUAUUUUUGGCCUUAUCUCCUCAGGGCCCAACUCACUGAGGUUUUGAGGUGAUAAAAGAGUGCCUUAUGGACCAGAUGGAGUAUUCAGGGAUCAGAUAACUCUGGUUUGAAUGAUAGUGUUUGGAAGUUAGUCACUAAUGUUCUGUUGGUAGAGUCUGCAUUUUGAGUUUUGUUUAUUUUCUCUAGUUGUGGUGAUGGAUCUGCACUGAUCCAUUCUCUUGCCUAGUUUUUUGUUACCAGUAGCAUGUACCUGCAAGAUGUUGGCUCCAUGUUAGAGGUUAUCAUGGCCUGUAACCUUGGAAUAGAGGGACAUUAACUAUCCCAACCAGGAAAUCAGCCUAUGAUGUUGGCCUUUUCAUGAGUGAUGUGUUCUUUUCAGUUAUGUUAAGCUGGUCAUAGGUUUUAUCUGUGAGUGAUUCAUUUGAUUCAUAACUCAAAAAAUGUGUUUGUCCUUGAAGGGGGGGACAGCUUCUUUAUGAAAUGGGAGUCCUUGAUCCUUGUUUCUGGCUUAGAGUCUUAAAACUGAAAGAGUACUUGAUACAGUUGAAUCUUCAUGACUUAGGGUCUUUUGGGGCAGAAUUGGAUUAGAUAACACUUCUUUUGUGGAAUUUCCUUAUAGACAAGGACUUUGUCCCACACUUUUUUGUGCCAUCAAAAUACCUAGCAUAAUGCUUUCUAUCUGAGAGAUUCUCAGUAACUGCCAGAUUUGCCCAAACCUAAUUUGAGCUUAUAUCCUUGCUGUUAAAAAGCAUUUAUUUUUGUUGAAUAGCUGCAUGUAUCCCCCUUUGUUAAAUAAGUAGGAAAACUUAUAUCCUUUGACAGACUUUUUGCUAGAGCUAUUCAGUACCCUUUUAAAAAUUCCUUGGUCAAAUUUUUUUUAAGUGAUUAGAAAGUCUGAAAACAAGAAGGAAAGAGUAAAUGGGAACUUGGAUUAGCCACAUGUAAGCUGCUCCUCUCUUUGAAUGGGUGAAGACUGCAAAAAUAUUUCCAGUUUUUUUUUUCCUCUUCAGCUGAAUUUCUUGGGUUUUAAUCUACCUCAUUUUAUCAAAAUAAGUUUCUUCAGCUCGUGUCAUUGCUGCUUUCAGUGUCUUCAAUGACUAGAUUAUUUCCUAAGGGUGGUCACCUCACAGUGAACACAUGUACUUUUGCCUUUUUUCUCCCCGUCUUUGUUUUCAUAUUGCUUCAUCCUUUCUCCUGGAACAGUUUUUUCCAUCUAACUCGUUUAUGUUUGUGGGAGGCAGCACUUCUAGGGCCUAUUGCCUCUGAGAUUAGCAAGGGAAGGAAUUUUGAAACAAGUUGUUGAUGAAGGCAAGGCAAUCACUGGAGAAACCUGUGCUCAAAGGCAGCAUACACAGUGAGAGCCAUUAAUUAAGACAUUUCAAAGUCAACUUAUUGUGGUCAUUAAUGUCACAAUAGAUCAAAACCUCAUUAUCGCAGGCUCAGUAAGAGCCCUCAGUAUUAAUCGGAAAAUCUAAUAGGAAACUAUUAUAGAGAAAUUAGGCCAAAUUGAAUCCAAUGAACUUCCCAUCUUGUUAUGCUCUGUUUUAGGGUGUGACCUGUGAGGCCUGGUGCAAGCCCAAGUUAAGUCCAGCUCAUUUUGUAAAAGGUGCUAUCCUUCCCACAGCUUGAAAUUAGUCAACUAGGUCAUCCUUGUUUCAAAUACCCAAUUCAAAAGUGUUAAUGUCUAGGUCUUACAAGAAUUUGUUGGUUGACCUUUCAGGAACUGGUGUUUCCCAAGUAUAGAUCCAUAUGUACACUGAGGAAUUUGAGACAGAAGUUCUUAUCCUUUCCCUCAAAGCAGUUAAAGUGUAAUUGAAUUGCUAGGUUUGAGUUUGAUGUGUUCAGUCUUUUUUGAGGCUGGCAUCAGUGUUCCAAGUUUGAAAUAAUAUUUUUGCUAUGGAUAAAAUUUCUUCAACAUUCAAAGUUGAUCUGAAGAACUAAGAAUAGCUGCUCUUUUUACCUUCUGUCUUUUUGUUGCUAAAUUAUUGAUUGAGAAGGAAAGAAUGAAGCAAAAUAUGUCUAAUUGGGGGAAAACGCAUUGUUUCAUGAAAUAGUGAGCUGCCGGUCACUGGAGGUAUUCAAAUUGAGGCAAUUUGGCCACUUGGAAUCUUGGUUGUUGUAAACAGGAUUCAUAUUUUAGGAAGGGGUUGGACCAGAUGCCUCUCUAUAAUAAGUUUAAGUCAAAGGCCCCAUAUAAAUUUAAAAGCAGCUUUUAAACCAUCUUAAGUUCUAUUUAUAUACUAUUGAUCUUUAGUUGUUUUGAAAAUGCCACAGUAUUGGAGAUGAGAUGUUACAGAAAGGAAGGGUGUCUUCAGAGGAGGAAGAGACAGCAUGGGACAGUGAUAACCACUGCAAUCCUUGCCCUGCUCAGCUUUGUCCAAAGAUUGGACACCUGAUGGCAGCCUUCUCUGAAGAAUUGGCAGCUCAGAGCAUUGCAGAGACCACCACUGUUGAGCUCUUCAUUUUCCCUCUCAGAAAAAGCAUCUGCUCACCCAUUGGUUUCUGAUCCUGAAGCAUUUCACUAUAGCACCCAGAAGAAUUAGUGAUUUGAUCCUCCUCCCUGUCCCCAUCCUUGAUGCAGGUUGGCCUUGAUCUAAGCAAAUCUGAUCAUAUUAAUGAUAGAUGUUAAAAACAAAUCCAUUGGAGUUGAAUGGGGGUAGGGGAAUAAUUUUUCACCUUACCAAAGGAUUCUUUAAAUAACAAAGAAAAAAAAAAAGACAAACAACUGCUGAGUUUAAAAUAUUUGAUUUCCUAAAACAAAACAAAACAAAAAUGUGCACAGCUUUACCAGAGAGUUCUUAUGAGCAAGGAUUCAUCUAUUAUGCCCUGUAACCUUGUAAGUGUCCCAGGUGCUCUGGUAAGUGCUCAGUGUUUGUUGUUUGAGAACAUCUUUUGUGCAAAGGGAGGUACACCUACACACGUUCCUAUCAUGCAAACCUGCAAGAGUCCAGUCCGCUCUAUGAAGAUAGGGAGUCUAGGAGGAUGUAACACAGGAGUUGGGUGUGAUGCUAGGUCUGGUGUCUGCUGACCCCCCUCAACUGACUCAUGAUGGAUGACUUUGGGCAAGUCAUUUACUCUCACUGCCUCAGUUCCCCCAUCUGCUAAAUGGGGGCAAUAAUACUGACCUACCUCACAGGGGUGUGAGGCAUUGCCAAUUGCUCAAAAAGUACUUUAGGAUCUUUAGAUGGAGGAUGCUGGGAGCUGAAGUCUAAGCCUGGCCCGGGCUUUAGUCCUCAUUGAACUGUCUCCAAGAGUGGAAUGACUUAGCAACCCAGGCCAUUUUUCUGUGUAUCCUAAUCUCCCUGUUCCUCUAGUCACCUUUUCAUCAAAGCUGCUAAUUCAGAUGUUGACAGUGUUUUCAUAAAUGUUGGCGUCUAAUAGCCAAGAAAUAAUUGUGGAAUUUUAAGGGGGGGAGGGUAGGCACUUUCUGUUUUCUUUGUCUUUCCACAGAGAAGGUGAAGGUGUUUCUCUAGUAUUUGGAUUCAAAUCCCCAUGGGGUAAGAGCAGAGGCCCAGGCAGCAGUUUUUGAUACUAUUCUUUCUUGACUAUAUCCAUACAUUUACAACUGAUUUGAUCUUAGGACAGCAACAUCUUUACCACCAUCUUUAUGGAAUCCGCUUCCUCCUGGGAUCUUGUGUGCCUCCCCUUCCUAUUUCCUAUGUAAGGGAAGAAUAUGUAUAUUGCCACAUUGGAAAUAACCGUUUUUAGAGUAUUGUUACAUUUAACACUCCCAAACUAGAGUGUUGAUGCUCCCUAAUAUUUCAUCCAAGCCAUUAUAUUCAGCAUCUAUUAUCUCUCUUCUGGGUUCACAACAUGGACCUGACAUUGAUUUUACUGGUCUGGUUUGGAAUGACUUCUCUGGGUCAUGUUUUGUUUUUUUAGACAUGGGCUUAUGGACCUUACUCCUUACUCAGUUUCAGGAGACUCAUCCAGUCCCUGUCCCCGAUAAGAUCCAUGGAUUUUCCUUCCCUUGCCCUCAUCCCUGGAUUUGUAACCCACAAAAAAGCACAAGGUCUUGGCCCCUUGCUGCUGCUACAUGUUCCUUUUUGUGUUACACGGACUUUUCUCCUUACUCUUCGCCCAGCAUCGGAAAUGCCAAGCAUAGCUCUUUGAAAAUCUGGACGAUGGAGAGUUCUCGGCCACCACAAGCCAGGAGUUAGAACUUUGAAUACUGGCAACAUAGCUCUUCCCAGCCACAUCCCCAGACUGGGAGCCAGGCUGGCCCAAGACGCUAACGCAUCUCUCGGCACCAUGCUUCGAGAUGGCUUUCUUUACCAUCCAAAGCAGAUCGGAUCACAAUUUGGAGCCAGAUGUCUGGAUGGAAAAUGGGAGAUUGAAUUUUCAAUGGACUUUGUUUUAUUGGGGGAGUUUGGGGUGUGCUUUCUUGGUUUGAUUUUAGUCAGGUUUGGCUAAUUUUUUUUAAAAGGAAAAUGAUGUAUGUUACACCUUUUAAAUGUAAAUGUUUAAAAAUAGGCAUUUAUGUGUUUCCACAACUGACAUCCAAUGCAGACCUCAUUCUCUCCCCUUCCACCAUCUUCCUCCUUUUCUCCCUCUUUUCAUACUCUUGUAUUGGUUCUAAUAAAUGGUUGCUUUUCAAAUCUG
Sarcophilus harrisii (Tasmanian devil) is the source of this 10105-nucleotide messenger RNA. RefSeq names its product chromobox 5 (gene CBX5). The record is from RefSeq and is a predicted model, not a curated record. NCBI's taxonomy places the organism in Eukaryota, Metazoa, Chordata, Mammalia, Dasyuromorphia, Dasyuridae. Gene Ontology annotation, cellular component: pericentric heterochromatin; nucleus. Gene Ontology annotation, molecular function: chromatin binding. The transcript is spliced from 5 exons. Gene Ontology annotation, biological process: chromatin organization; negative regulation of transcription by RNA polymerase II. Bases 181 to 756 code for a protein of 191 amino acids.